UGCGCUCUGUUUUGCAUCUUUGAAUUGCUGUAUUGGUGUUUGUGUUUUACCUUGGAAGUUAGGGAAACGGUGACCGGGUUGAAUUAGCUAGAGGAACAAAGUAUAUCGUUGGCCACACAUCAUUAUGGCCUUGCAGGGUCAGGAAGACAUAGAGGAGCAGAUCGAGGAGCCUGAAGACUUUCAGGAGCAGGAUGUCAGCAUCUCCCCGGCAGAGGAGCUGCCCAACGGGCCCGAAGAUGAAGAUUCAGACCCGGUACUCUUGCCAUGGGAUCGGUUCUCAGCCUGGCUCCAUUGUAUCUGUGUCGUGGGUUUUGACCUAGAACUUGGACAAGCGGUAGAGGUAAUUUAUCCUCACCAUUCAAAGCUCACGGAGAAAGAGAAAACAAGUAUUUGCUACCUGUCAUUCCCAGACUCCAAUUCAGGUUGCCUGGGAGACACACAGUUCUGCUUCCGCUUCCGUCAGGCCUCGGGCAGGAAGUCCUCGGUAGCCUGCUUUCAGGACCACUUCGACAGAGACGCCCCUGUCUGCCUCAAGAGGGACCAGGGCCAUUACUACGGCUACGUCUACUUCAGGCAGGUCCGAGACAAGUCCCUCAAGAGGGGUUACUUUCAGAAGUCUCUGGUUCUGAUCAGCAAGCUGCCCUACGUCACCUUCUUCCACUCCCUGCUCAAGCUCAUCGCCCCGGAGUACUUCGAGAAGCAGGAGCCCUGCCUGGAGGCUGCUUGCAAUGACAUCGACCGCUGGUCCACACCGUGUCCAGGGAAGAUACUGACGCUCCCGAUAAUGGGUGUUGUUAUGAAGGUUCGGAUUCCUGCCUGUUAUGACAAGCCUGGAACCUCGCAACUGGUGCAGUCCACACAGAAUGACAGCCUUGUCUCCAUCGUCCUGCCUACCAUCCACGAGGUGGACCUCUUCAGGUGUUUUUGCCCGGUCUUCUUUCAUAUUCAGAUGUUGUGGGAACUGGUGUUGCUAGGGGAGGCGCUGGUCGUCAUGGCACCCUCGCCUGCAGAGUCAUCGGACACAGUGUUGGCAUUGGUCAGCUGCAUCGCCCCGCUGCGUUAUUGCAGUGAUUUCAGGCCCUACUUCACCAUUCACGACAGCGAGUUCAAGGAGUACACUACCCGCACACAGGCCCCGCCCUCUGUCAUUUUGGGUGUGACAAACCCCUUCUUUGCCAAAACUCUUCAGCACUGGCCACACAUCAUUCGCAUUGGGGACAUGAAGCAAACAGGGGAGAUGGCCAAACAAAUGAAAGUGAAGAAGCUGAAAAAUCUGAAGACCCUAGAUUCUAAACCUGGUGUAUACAGUGCCUACAAACCGUUCCUGAACCGAGACGAGGAGAUCAUCAAACAGCUACAGAGGGGUAUCCAGCAGAAACGGCCUUCCGCGGCCCAGAAUGCCAUUCUGCGCCGGUACUUCCUGGAGCUCACUCAAAGCUUUAUUAUUCCUCUGGAGCGCUACGUAGCUAGUCUGAUGCCCUUGCAGAAGAGCAUCUCCCCCUGGAAGAGCCCCCCCCAGCUGCGACCCUUCAGUCAGGAGGAGUUCAUGAAGAGCCUGGAGAAGGCAGGACCUCAGCUCACCUCGCGCCUCAAAGGGGACUGGAUCGGCCUGUACAGGCAAUUCCUGAAGUGCCCCAAUUUUGAUGGCUGGUUCAGGAGCCGCAGGAAAGAGAUGACCCAGAAGCUGGAAGCCCUGCACCUGGAGGCGCUGUGCGACGAGGACCUACAGCUGCGUAUUCAGAAGCACACUGAGGUGGAGACUGUGGACCUCGUGCUGAAGCUGAAGGACAAACUGACACAGGCAGAGAGAGAGCAGCUGCCAGUCAAGCCGGGGACACUGGCCAAGCUGCAGGCCCACAUCGAGUCUGUGAUCCUCUCCCUGCCGGAGGACCUGCAGGGCAUCCUGCACAAGCCGGCCACCCCUUGACCUCUGACCCCUGACCCCUGACCCAUGUCGCACAGUAGUGAAGGGGAUGCACACAGAGGGCACCAGGCAGACUUGGCUUACACAGGGAAUGAGCCCAAUGACUGCUCCACACUUGAGUCGUGGAUUUUUAAACUGACUUAUUUUAUUUUGAUUUUUUUUGAUUUGUUUUGUUUUUUUUAACAUCAAGUGCACUUGUACCUAAAAGACCCGUGUGCCCAGAUAUGUGCAGUGCUGGCAUUGCCAGAACCAAUAAUUAAGCAAACAAUCAUUGAAUAAGAAAAGCCAGAUAAUGUAUUACUGUGCACUAGAAAGGCAGGUGGGGGUGGGCGCAUAGAGAAAGCAGCCCCCCUAACCCAGCCUAUGCAAGGCAGCUCUCUCUCCGCUGAUGUCACCAGCUCAUGUCUCAAACAGCUUCUCUCCUGCGGACACCUUGUCUGGGACCCGCUAAGAUCUGAGAGGGACAGAGAGGAGCAGAUGGGACAAUCCAUGGGAAGGCGCUAAUCGCCCCCCACUCUACUUCUCAUAUCUUGGAAAAGAGGAGGGAGAAACCAACGGCUGACCGGGUGAUGUGGCACCAGGAGUGUCUUCUGGUUUGUUGUGAAGGACCUACUGUGGGCGUAAAGCAAAGCUGCUUCAUCUCCUACAGGAGCUGUGCCAUCACCCUGUCUGUCUUCUACAUAUGUUAAACGAGCUGGAGGUCUUUCACGGUGGGGUUAAGUGGAACAGGAUUUUGGACUGAGAAGAAGUUGUCGUGAAAGAUCAUGAGAAGGUUGUGUCUGUGCACUGGGAUUUGGAAAGGUUGUGCUAAAAUGGAGAAAUCAGGAAUGAGAGAUAGUGGGGGUUCUUUCAAAAAGAGUUUUGGUAGAAGCGCCAAGAGCUCUUCGGGGGGUUGCUGGUCCUCCCUAUUUUAGGGAGAUGUGGAAUUGCUCAUCUGUAGCACUGUUGAAAUAACACUAAAUGGUUGAAACAGGGCUAUUAUCCGUAAGCUUUGUUACAAUUCCAGUAAUUUGUUUUUGAGGCGUUGAGAAAGAGACAGCCAUGGAGGGUAUCCUGUAAAUUUCAUGCAUAUGCGUCAUACUCCUACUAAAGCUUCUCUACUGUCAUGCUUACCAUUCAAGCUGUUCACAAGUUGCUUUGUGGGAGUGUUUUAUAACAUACUUAUUCAGGUCAGCCCAGUGUUUCAAAAAUAAAAAUUCAUUUUAAGGGACAAAGUCCACCCACAACCACCACCACCCAAGUCUUUUAUUUGUUUUGUUUAUUAAAUAUACUGUAGGGAAACUGACAUUGCCUUAUUUUUAAUGUUUGUGUUUGGAGGCUUGUGUGUGAAUUAUCUAACUUAAUUGUAGUUUAAUUUCCUGGUUAUACAUCAGCAAUUUGUCAAAGGUUUAUGUGGCUAAAUAUGACUUGAAAUUAGGUCUUAUUUUUGAGGUAAAGUUGCCUUAUUCAAAGCCGGUGUGUUUACAUGUUCAAAAAGGAGAUUCUAGAACAUAGAACAUGUUUUUUUAAGUUAAUACGUGUUAGGGGGAAGGUCAGAGAAUAGUAGAUAAACCAUUUGAAGGCUUACCUCAAUAACCUCAUUCAACAUUCCUUGGCCAUUUGGGCCUUGCAGUAAAAAUGAACAGUAUAUGUAAUAGAGAACCAUAUAAGCCUUUGGUCUUGCAUCUCUUUGCUUGCAUUGAUGGACUACUUUAUAUCCUGUCAGAUCUAUUGGGGUCAAAGGUCACGUUCCAGCUACCCUGUGCCUUCAAUACCCUAAUCUCUUGUAUGUCAGGACCUAUGUUUUAAUGUUUUGAGGUUUGAGACAGGACUUGUGGUUAUAAUUGAGGAAGGAGUGCUUAUUUUGCAAGUGGUGGUGUUCAACACAGCAUAACCAUGAUGAAAUGAACCAAUGAACUGACACGGCUUUUGAAAUGGUAAUGACACUUUCUUUUUGUUUUCCUGUAUGUUGACAGCUGCAUAUGGGAUAUUCAUGAUUUUAUAACAUAUUUUUUCUGUUUAAGAAGUCUGCUAUAUUUCCAUUUUGGGUGUGUAAUGCCUAAGAACAUGGAGUGUAUGUAAAUCUAACAUGGUCUUGUUUUAAUACAGGAAAAUCCUAACACAGCCUGAACAACCUUUUAACAUGUUGCAGCAUGUCUGAUUAGAAUAUUUUCUACUGAUUCAUUAAGGUUUCUUAAAUCACUGGGCGCUUCAAGAGGUACCUGUGGUGGUUCAGGAAAACCCAGGGAACGUGUAUGGUCGUCCAUGCCAAGCAUUUGUAAGCGUUCUUUGUUGACUUGGCUGUUGACUUGGCUUGUGUGCUACAUCCAAGUUAACAGUUACACUUGGGUUUAUUUUCAAAUGCAUACUGGCUUUUUUUUUUAGAUCUCAACCUCCAAUCAAAGUUACAUAUUUAAUGAUAAUUGUACAAUCAUUGAUCAUUUGCAGAAGCCCACCCUGUUUUAAUUAACUGAGGAAGGUUGGAAACCUGGAACUGAAACCAAAGUUCUAACAGUUUUAAUAUUUUUUAAAUGUCAUUUGUACAAAAUAUUGAACUAUAGUACAUCCAGAUUGUGUUAGGUGUGAUGUCUUUGAACUAACCUUGUCACAUAUAUGCAUACCAGAACAACAAUACUGUCCUUUAACUUGUAAGGACACUCAACCUUUUAAGCUUGCCACCGCAUCAGGCAAACCUUAUACCUGACGAAUCCUCAGUGAAUCAGUGGGAUUGUCACCACAUGGCGAAUUCCAGUUGAAAUCAGUGUUGGCUUGCACAGGACCUGUGACUGUUGGUUGU
This is a messenger RNA of Megalops cyprinoides (Indo-Pacific tarpon), 4700 nucleotides long. RefSeq names its product DENN/MADD domain containing 6Aa (gene dennd6a). The transcript is spliced from 20 exons. Gene Ontology annotation, cellular component: recycling endosome. Lineage: Eukaryota; Metazoa; Chordata; Actinopteri; Elopiformes; Megalopidae. The record is from RefSeq and is a predicted model, not a curated record. Bases 125 to 1927 code for a protein of 600 amino acids. Gene Ontology annotation, molecular function: guanyl-nucleotide exchange factor activity.